AUGGUGGACAAUCAUGUCCAACCAGAUCUCAAUGAUGAUACGAAGAAACCGAAAGUGGUAAAAUCAUACGAUCAUUCAUCCCAUCCCACUCGGCAUAUAGCACUUUUGUUCGCAUACAACGGUUGGCCUUAUUCCGGUGUCGCAUACCAACUCCCUCCUGCUCAACAAGCCAAAGAUCCUCUUCCGACCGUCGAAGGUGAAUUAUUGAAAGCUUUGGAAAAGACCAGAUUGGUAAGGCCUAAUGUGGGUUUGGAAGGGUGUGGAUAUGGUCGAUGUGGACGAACAGAUAGAGGGGUCAGUUCAGCUGGACAGGUGGCUAGUCUAUGGGUUCGUAGUGUCAGAAAAGACGGAGUGAAGUUAGGUGCUUGGAAGGAAUCUAGUAAUCAUUCUUCCUCUACUCUCGAAUCAAAUUUGACACGAUUGAACGAAGAGACAGAGAAAGUUCGGAAUGAGUCAAGUAAGAGAAUCAAGAGCAAGACUACAAAAGAAGAAGAAUUGUCUUAUCCUAGAUUAUUGAAUUCAGUUUUACCACCCUCCAUCAGAGUAUUGGCUUGGGCACCGGUGGAAGAAGAUUUCGAUUCUAGAUUCUCAUGCGAGUAUAGACAUUACAAAUAUAUCUUUCAUCGAAAGAUCCCUGGCUUUCAUUCCACUCCUAACAAACAUCCCCCCUCGAGAGAACUCGACAUACCCCUAAUGACUCUCGCCGCUCAAAGUUUGAUAGGUACGCACGAUUUCCGAAACUUUUGUAAACUUGACGGGUCAAAACAACUCCUUUCACACGUUCGUCGAAUCCUCCAGGCGUACUUUGAACCUUCUUCUCCAGACACGAUAGUCUUCAACUUGAUUGGUACGGCCUUUCUAUGGCAUCAAGUUCGUCAUAUCGUCGCCAUUCUAUUUCUCAUUGGAUCUCAUUUGGAGUCACCUACACUCGUCUCGAAUCUUCUGGACGUCGAAAAAUUCCCCGCGAGACCUAAUUACGCAAUGGCGCAUCCUUUGCCUCUGACGUUGUGGGAAUGCAAAUAUGAUCCGGAGCCUGAUUGGAGGUAUGGACCAUAUGACGGACCUUGGCGAGGAUUAUCAAGGGAGGAGAAGGAAAAAGUGCGCGAAGGAGCAGAGGGAAAAAGAAGAGGUUUGGAAAGAGAAUUGGAGAGUAUGAAACAGGAGGCCGAAACGAAGGCUUGGCAGAUUGGGAAUAUGCAAAGAUCUUUGAGAAGGGUUUUGGCAGAUAGCAGGGCCGAAGGAGCAAUACACAGGACGACAAUCUAUCCCACGGGGGCAGGAGAGGUAAUGAUGCAUUCGGCGGGAAAGUAUAAAAAGGUGGAGAAGAGAGAAAUGGGACCUACACCGGAAGAAGUCAAUAGAAGGUGGUUAGAGGGGAGAGGGGCGGCAAAACUUUCACCGAGCCAAGACGACGAGUGA
Messenger RNA from Tremella mesenterica DSM 1558, 1419 nucleotides. RefSeq lists its product as uncharacterized. NCBI's taxonomy places the organism in Eukaryota, Fungi, Basidiomycota, Tremellomycetes, Tremellales, Tremellaceae. Gene Ontology annotation, biological process: tRNA pseudouridine synthesis; mRNA pseudouridine synthesis. The transcript has 4 exons. Gene Ontology annotation, cellular component: cytoplasm; nucleus. The coding region runs from base 1 to 1419 and encodes 472 amino acids. The record is from RefSeq and is a predicted model, not a curated record. Gene Ontology annotation, molecular function: RNA binding; pseudouridine synthase activity.